This is a messenger RNA of Hyaloscypha bicolor E, 513 nucleotides long. RefSeq lists its product as uncharacterized. Bases 1 to 513 code for a protein of 170 amino acids. The record is from RefSeq and is a predicted model, not a curated record. Lineage: Eukaryota; Fungi; Ascomycota; Leotiomycetes; Helotiales; Hyaloscyphaceae. Gene Ontology annotation, cellular component: mitochondrion. The transcript has a single exon.
AUGGCCGAACCUCAAUCGACUCGAGCUCCCCAACCUUCCACGACCUCCGAAUCAGAGUCUGCGUUCUUCUCACCACGGUCACGGCGUCAAUUGAGUCUCUUUGCAGCAGGAGUUGGUUUCUUUGCACUAUCUACAGCCAUCACACGACGUUCGAUCGUGCGGCGAUACAAAGCAACAGCCCCCAAAUUCUACCAACCCAGCAAUCAACCAAAUUCAAAUAUCAAUGGUGCGAUGGAAGCAUUUGAAGCUCUAAACAUUGCUACGGUGAAUGUGUUCAGUGUGGGAAUGAUGGUCACUGGGGGAUUGCUAUGGGCUUUUGAUAUUGCGUCGUUAGAUGAUAUGAGGUCGAAGGUUCGGACAAAUCUAGGGGUGGAUCCCAUACGAACCGAUCAGGAUGCGGAGGAUGAGAUUGAGGAAUGGUUUGCGUCUGUGCUUGCCAGGAAAGAGUUCAAGGCUCUGCGAGGAGAGAAGGGGAUCAAAACGAAAGACGAUGAGGACGAGAAGAAAUCAUAA